Aspergillus fijiensis CBS 313.89 is the source of this 885-nucleotide messenger RNA. RefSeq names its product branched-chain amino acid aminotransferase II. The record is from RefSeq and is a predicted model, not a curated record. The transcript has 4 exons. Bases 1 to 885 code for a protein of 294 amino acids. Lineage: Eukaryota; Fungi; Ascomycota; Eurotiomycetes; Eurotiales; Aspergillaceae. Gene Ontology annotation, biological process: branched-chain amino acid metabolic process. Gene Ontology annotation, molecular function: branched-chain-amino-acid:2-oxoglutarate transaminase activity.
AUGACUUUCCCUCCUGCUCCUGCGCCCAAUGUCGAAUGGACCAAAUUAGGUCUGGCCGUGACCGACAUGGUCAACGGCCACAUCGAAUCCACCUACACCGCUGAAACAGGGGAAUGGAGCAGCCCUAAGUUCAUCGCCAACCCCUACCUGCGCGUCCAUGGUCUGGCACCCGGCCUGAACUACGGUCAGCAAGUGUACGAAGGUCUCAAAGCCUACCGCACGCCCGCCGGCGCAAUCCAGAUCUUCCGUCCGCACUUCCACGCAACCCGCAUGCAACACUCCGCAUCCAUAGUCUCCAUCCCCCCCGUCCCCAUUGAAUUAUUCCUCGAAUCCGUGAACGCCGCCGUGGCACAGAACGCAGAAUGGGUGCCCCCGCAUUCCACCGGAGCCGCGCUGUACAUCCGUCCGGUGGUGUUCGGCUCCAGCGGGCAUUUCGCCCUCACGCCUCCUUCUGAGUACACCUUCUGCGUGUACGUGCAGCCCUUCGGCACGUACCACGGCAUCGCACCGUUGCCGGCCCUCGUGCUGGAGGAGUUUGACCGGGCGGCGCCGAAGGGCACGGGGCAUGCCAAGAUUGGGGGCAAUUAUGCCCCGGUUAUGAAGUGGUCGGGGCAGGCGUUGAAGGAGGGGUAUCCGAUUACCUUGCAUCUGGAUAGUAAGACGGGGACGCAGAUCGAUGAGUUCUCAACUUCGGGGUUCCUCGGAGUGCGUAUUGAUCGGGAAGAAGGUAAACCGGAUCAGGUUGUGUUGCUGGUGCCCAAGAGUGAGAAUAUCAUUAAAAGCGUGACGUCAGAUAGUGUGAUGGAGAUUGGGAAGAAGUUGGGGUAUCGGGUAGAGCAUCGCUCGGUGAGUUUCUUGUCUCUUUUUUUUUCUCUCUUUGAUUGA